AUGACUCUUCUCGGUAUCGCCGUUCUUGGUAAAUCCAACGAACCUUUGUAUCUUUGCGACUGUCAAAAAUGUAUCGAGACUGGCAAUGAAUCGUUGAUGGAAACUGCAAGUGUUGUAGACGACCCUUUCGGUUUCGUGGAGCAUGGCAAAAAAUUUGGUAUGGCAAGAAGUCUAUCUCUGGAUUCCCAAUUUUUAGUACACAGUGCCUUAGAUGUGCUAGAAGAAAAGCUAGGGAAGAGCAAGCCGGAUGGUACGAUGCCACUUCGGCGUGGAGUGGAGGGCGUGGCACCAAUCUCGACCCGCUGGACCGGAAAGUUGCUAGAGGAAGGCGAUCGCAUCGUGUUUGGACAUCUCACAGCGACAAAUAUUAAACUACUGGCUUUAUGUCAGCAUCCAUGCAAGGAAUCUUCGGUAAAGAAUUUUUUGGCAAAGCUCCACAACCAUUACAUAAGCUACGUGAUGAAUCCAAUCCUCCCGAUCAAUACCUUUUUCGAGAACGGCAUCAUUCAGUCCAAAGAUUUUGAUAGGAAUGUACGAAUCGCUGUACAGGAAUAUCAUAACGUAAACGUGCCGCUGCUAUAA
Messenger RNA from Phaeodactylum tricornutum CCAP 1055/1, 582 nucleotides. RefSeq lists its product with no specific name. The transcript has a single exon. The record is from RefSeq and is a predicted model, not a curated record. Gene Ontology annotation, cellular component: TRAPP complex; cytoplasm; nucleus. Bases 1 to 582 code for a protein of 193 amino acids. Lineage: Eukaryota; Bacillariophyta; Bacillariophyceae; Surirellales; Neidiaceae. Gene Ontology annotation, biological process: endoplasmic reticulum to Golgi vesicle-mediated transport.